This is a messenger RNA of Bicyclus anynana (squinting bush brown), 1406 nucleotides long. It is a transcript of the gene Rpt6, whose product is annotated as 26S proteasome regulatory subunit 8. The coding region runs from base 140 to 1348 and encodes 402 amino acids. The transcript has a single exon. Lineage: Eukaryota; Metazoa; Arthropoda; Insecta; Lepidoptera; Nymphalidae. Gene Ontology annotation, molecular function: ATP binding; ATP hydrolysis activity; proteasome-activating activity. Gene Ontology annotation, cellular component: proteasome regulatory particle, base subcomplex. Gene Ontology annotation, biological process: proteasome-mediated ubiquitin-dependent protein catabolic process. The record is from RefSeq and is a predicted model, not a curated record.
CAAAAGUCAAACUCAAAUCAAAACCUCACAAUUUGCUGCUGUUGUCAAAUGAACGGAAUUUUAAAACGAUUUCUAUAUUAAUUGUGGAUAACUGGAUAAAGAAUUAUCAGUUUUAUUGAAUGUUACAAGAUAAAUAAAAAUGACGCUCACUAAAAUGGAAGUGGAUUCCGUAAAGGGCGAAGGAUUUCGACCCUACUACACAACAAAGAUCGAAGAGUUGCAACUCAUCGUCGCCGAAAAGUCCCAAAAUCUUCGCCGACUUCAAGCGCAAAGAAAUGAACUCAACGCGAAAGUGCGUAUGCUGCGCGAGGAGCUACAGCUUCUGCAGGAACAAGGUUCUUAUGUCGGCGAGGUCGUGAAGCCCAUGGACAAGAAGAAGGUAUUGGUAAAAGUUCACCCGGAAGGUAAGUUUGUGGUGGAUUUGGACAAAAACGUCGACAUCAACGAUGUCACCGCGAACUGCCGCGUUGCGCUCCGCAACGAGAGCUACACGCUGCACAAGAUCCUGCCGAACAAAGUCGACCCCCUCGUGUCGCUUAUGAUGGUAGAGAAGGUACCAGACUCCACCUACGAAAUGGUAGGAGGCUUGGAUAAACAAAUUAAGGAGAUCAAAGAGGUCAUUGAACUGCCUGUCAAACAUCCUGAACUAUUUGAUGCUCUAGGUAUCGCACAACCUAAAGGUGUAUUGCUGUAUGGCCCACCCGGAACUGGUAAGACUCUGUUAGCUCGCGCUGUCGCCCACCACACUGAGUGUACCUUCAUCCGUGUCUCUGGCUCGGAACUGGUGCAGAAGUUCAUUGGAGAAGGAAGUCGUAUGGUGCGUGAACUCUUCGUCAUGGCUAGAGAGCAUGCUCCAUCCAUAAUAUUUAUGGAUGAAAUUGAUUCCAUCGGUUCAUCUCGUAUUGAGUCUGGUAGCGGAGGAGAUUCUGAGGUGCAGAGAACUAUGUUGGAACUUCUCAAUCAGCUGGAUGGAUUUGAAGCCACAAAGAACAUCAAAGUUAUCAUGGCCACCAACCGUAUAGACAUCUUGGACCCAGCUUUGCUGAGACCUGGCCGUAUUGACCGGAAGAUUGAGUUCCCCCCACCAAAUGAGGAGGCUCGUUUAGAUAUUCUCAAGAUUCACUCUCGGAAGAUGAAUCUUACUAGAGGCAUCAAUUUAAGGAAGAUUGCGGAGCUGAUGCCUGGAGCUUCAGGUGCAGAAGUGAAAGGAGUGUGUACUGAAGCUGGUAUGUAUGCUCUCCGAGAGCGCAGGGUCCACGUCACUCAGGAGGACUUUGAAAUGGCUGUAGCUAAGGUGAUGCAGAAAGACUCUGAAAAGAAUAUGUCUAUCAAGAAACUUUGGAAGUAAUUUUUUUUUUUGUAAUGCUAUUCCUAAUUUUAAUGUAAUAAAAAUUCUUAACAAAUUA